Messenger RNA from Melanotaenia boesemani (Boeseman's rainbowfish), 5656 nucleotides. It is a transcript of the gene ogt.1, whose product is annotated as O-linked N-acetylglucosamine (GlcNAc) transferase, tandem duplicate 1. The transcript has 19 exons. Gene Ontology annotation, molecular function: protein binding; protein N-acetylglucosaminyltransferase activity. Gene Ontology annotation, biological process: protein O-linked glycosylation. The coding region runs from base 2030 to 4666 and encodes 878 amino acids. NCBI's taxonomy places the organism in Eukaryota, Metazoa, Chordata, Actinopteri, Atheriniformes, Melanotaeniidae. The record is from RefSeq and is a predicted model, not a curated record.
CAGCAGGUUGGCUUUUAUAUAGAUGUGGUGUUUGGUUUUGUUGUAGAUUAUACAUUUGUCUUCUCCAUAAUUUUCUUUAUUUAUUUUUUUAAAGUACCUUCUAAGGCCAUAGAUAUAGUUGCUUUUACCUUUUUCACAUUUUUAAAAUGCAAAGAAUCCCUUUUAGACAACCUUUUUAGCUAAGUGAAGGACAGAAUAUGAUGGCAUCUUCUCAAUUCUCAGAGUUGCUGUGAGUUUCUCACCCUAACUUAAUGAAGUUCCUUCAAAGCAUUUGACUGGAAUGAAUUAACAUUACAGGCAAUCAGUUUUUCUUUUUUACAUUUUUAAAAUAUAUAUUUUUCAACUAUAUAUUUUUUUUUAAUCAUAGUACUCAAAAUUGUCGAUUACUUUUAGACAGUGUCAUUUUUGUUUUUUAGUAUAGUGCACACAUUACAUUUGUUCCUUUCCCUGUAUUUCUUUUUAGUCCCACUGUCCUUUGCAGUACACUGACCUUUAAUCAGAGGUCAGCCCCUCCGCUUUCAGGAAGAAAGGCUGGAGUAUUUUUAUUUCUUAAAUUCACAAUGAUUAAAACCUCGGCUUUGCAUUUUCAUAUAUUUCAACCUGGAGGGAAAAUGCUGGCUCGGUCUUUGAAAUAAAUAUGAACUGAUAAGAAGCUAGUUUAUCUUUGAAGUGCACAAGAUAAGAUGGUUUCUAACCUAAAUGCUGUACUCCUGUAUUGUAUAUCAAGUGUCAAGUGACAAUGUUUUCCUCAGUUUGCUGUCAGUAAAGUUGCUGCCAGUGUGGGUUGUCUUUUUCUUUCUUUCUUUUCCUCCCAGCGAGUAAUUUCAAUUUGUCACUUUUAAAAUUUGUAUUUAUUACAGGGGGGAUACCUUUUGUUGGGUCAAAUCUGGAUAUAUGGAGUUGUCCUGGUUACAGGCCAUCUUAUUUCAUGCUAGAGGGGGUAAAGGAGUGUGGAGGAGCAUCAGGGUUUCACAGGCUCCCCGGCUCUAUCGCUCCGCCCCCCGCGCGCUUGCUGAGGAUUGGUGGAGUAUGCGCGCUCAGAGCUGUCUUCCUGACCAUUCAGCUUCAUUUAGCUCAGGCUCAAGCACAUUCCUAAUGUGCUUUUGAUGUGCAAAUGCAUCAGGUUUUUUUUUGUUUUUUUGACUGGCAGAAUAACUUUCAUGAUUGUCCUUCUUGAUAUCCACUCGUCUCAAAUUGCGUGUUAAAUUGUGUGGGUUUCUACGAAACUCUUUCCCCAGUGCCUUACAGUAUUUGAAGUAGUGUCAGGCAGACAGCUCGCUAUCUGUACUCCACCGCCUGCGUCAGAUGCUGGGUUAGAAAGUCAGACGUGCGCGCAGCAACAGCGAUGACCUCUUUAUUUCAGAACUGUGGAGGCUUCUAGAUACAAGUAAUUAAACAACAGACUUUUUUUCCCUACCCAUUGGCCAGGAUUCAAGAAAGCAGGCCAGGAUAAAGAAAUCAAAGUUUUAAAAUUAUUUCAUGAAACUGCUAGAAUAAUAAAAGAAAGCAAUGAUUAAUAUUUCUUCCCUUUUCCUUCAAAUAUGUAAUAUUAUUCCCAAAGUGGGAUCAGUUCAUUUGGGCAAGAUCAAGCCAGUAACUGCCCUCCUGUAGUUUGAUUUGAAACCUGAAUUGAAGGACAACUGGAAGUCUGUCCACAUGUCACUGAUAAACUGCACACAUAAAAAGCCUUUCUUCCCUCCCAGUUACCCUUAAAGCAUUCCCUUUAUUUAAUUUGAAAUGAAACAUUCAUUGCAUGACUGAAAACUAAGACUAUUAUUAUAGUUUUUGUUGUGAUUUGGCGUUUUAUUUCCAUAUUAAAAAGAAUGUAUUGUUUGUAAACUUUUACUAACGAUCUUGUUUUCUGAUUUUGUCUCUUUUGGUUUUUCCACAACUGAUAUUGUUAUUUAGAAGGUUUCAGGUGGGUGACACUAUUCCUGCGUAGGUGCCUGGCGGAAAGGAACACUAGGGCAGCCUCAGUCCCCUCUUCUUCCAGCCAUCCGUGACCAGCACUCUGACAAAGUCGAAAAAUAUGGCUUGUUACCUGAAAGCCAUUGAGACUCAGCCCAACUUUGCAGUGGCAUGGAGCAACUUAGGUUGUGUAUUCAAUGCCCAGGGAGAAAUAUGGCUUGCCAUACACCAUUUUGAAAAGGCAGUGACUCUGGAUCCAAAUUUCCUUGACGCGUACAUCAAUUUAGGCAAUGUUUUAAAAGAAGCCCGCAUCUUUGAUAGAGCUGUGGCUGGAUACCUGAGAGCCCUGAGUCUCAGCCCCAAUCAUGCCGUUGUCCACGGAAACCUGGCUUGUGUCUACUAUGAGCAGGGCCUCAUUGAUCUGGCCAUUGACACCUACCGCCGUGCUAUUGAACUGCAGCCCCACUUUCCUGAUGCCUACUGCAAUCUGGCAAAUGCCCUCAAGGAGAAAGGAAAUGUGUCUGAAGCAGAAGAGUGCUACAACACUGCUUUGCGUCUGUGCCCAACUCAUGCCGACUCCCUUAACAACUUGGCCAAUAUCAAACGUGAGCAGGGCAACAUCGAGGAGGCAGUUCAGCUCUAUAGAAAAGCCUUGGAGGUGUUCCCAGAGUUUGCAGCAGCUCACUCCAACUUGGCCAGUGUCCUACAGCAGCAAGGAAAACUCCAGGAGGCUCUCAUGCACUACAAGGAGGCAAUCAGAAUCAGCCCCACAUUUGCUGAUGCCUAUUCCAACAUGGGAAAUACACUGAAGGAAAUGCAAGAUGUACAGGGAGCGCUGCAGUGCUACACCCGUGCCAUCCAGAUCAACCCGGCCUUUGCUGAUGCUCACAGUAAUUUGGCCUCUAUUCACAAGGAUUCUGGAAAUAUCCCAGAGGCCAUUGCAUCCUAUCGCACAGCCUUGAAACUCAAGCCAGACUUCCCCGAUGCUUAUUGCAACUUGGCACACUGCCUCCAGAUUGUGUGUGACUGGACAGAUUAUGAUGAGCGGAUGAAAAAGCUUGUAAGCAUUGUGGCUGACCAGCUGGAUAAGAACCGCUUGCCUUCAGUGCACCCACACCACAGCAUGCUGUAUCCACUCUCUCAUGGCUUCCGCAAGGCCAUUGCUGAACGCCAUGGGAACCUAUGCCUGGACAAGGUACACGCACUGAUCGAAAUUAAUGCACUGCACAAACCUGCUUAUGAGCAUCCCAAGGAUCUGAAGGCCAGUGGUGGGCGUCUCCGUAUUGGCUAUGUCAGCUCUGACUUUGGCAACCACCCGACUUCCCACCUGAUGCAGUCUAUUCCUGGAAUGCACAAUCCUGAAAAAUUUGAGGUGUACUGCUAUGCACUCAGCCCUGACGAUAGUACCAACUUCCGUGUGAAAGUGGUAGCAGAAGCUCACCAUUUCACAGACCUCUCACAGAUCCCUUGCAAUGGCAAAGCGGCUGAUCGUAUUCACCAGGAUGGAAUCAACAUUUUGGUCAACAUGAAUGGAUACACCAAGGGAGCUAGAAAUGAGCUGUUUGCCCUUCGCCCUGCCCCAAUUCAGGCUAUGUGGCUUGGUUACCCUGGAACAAGUGGGGCUCCCUUCAUGGACUACAUAAUCAGUGACAAGGAGACGUCACCUAUGGAAGUAGCUGAGCAGUAUUCUGAGAAGCUUGCCUUCAUGCCCAAUACCUUCUUCAUUGGAGAUCACGCCAACAUGUUCCCUCACCUCAAGAAAAAGGCAGUGAUUGAUUUCAAAUCAAACGGACACAUCUUUGAUAACCGGAUCGUUCUUAAUGGCAUUGAUCUGAAGGCUUUCUUGGAUAGUCUCCCAGAUGUCAAAGUGAUCAAGAUGAAGUGUGACAACAACCAAGAAGCUGCUGGGGACACCAAUGGAGCUCUGUCCAUGCCUGUAAUUCCCAUGAACACAGCAGCUGAAGCAAUAAUCAACAUGAUCAAUCAAGGCCAAAUCCAAGUCACAAUCAAUGGCUUCACAGUGAGCAAUGGCCUGGCCACCACACAGAUAAAUAACAAAGCAGCAACUGGGGAAGAAGUACCACGCACAAUUGUAGUAACAACUCGUUCCCAGUAUGGUCUCCCAGAGGAUUCUAUUGUCUACUGUAACUUCAACCAGCUCUACAAGAUUGACCCCCCUACUCUUCAGAUGUGGGCCAAUAUCCUGAAACGUGUGCCCAACAGCGUGUUGUGGCUUCUUCGCUUCCCUGCUGUUGGCGAGCCUAACAUCCAGCAGUAUGCACAGAACUUGGGUCUUCCUGCCUCUCGCAUCAUUUUCUCUCCGGUGGCUCCAAAGGAAGAGCAUGUGAGGCGAGGCCAGCUGGCUGAUGUGUGCUUAGACACCCCUCUGUGCAAUGGCCACACUACAGGCAUGGAUGUUCUCUGGGCUGGAACUCCCAUGGUAACCAUGCCAGGUGAAACCCUUGCAUCCCGCGUGGCUGCCUCGCAGCUAAGCUGUCUGGGCUGUCCUGAGUUGAUUGCCCACAGUCGCCAGGACUACGAGGACAUAGCAGUCAAACUGGGCUCUGACAUGGAAUAUCUGAAGAUGAUCAGAGCACGUGUUUGGAAACAACGAAUCUGCAGCCCCCUUUUCAACACCAAGCAGUACACAAUUGACCUGGAAAGGCUUUAUCUGCAGAUGUGGGAGCACCACAGCAAUGGCAACAAACCAGAACACUUAGUCAAAAUGCAGUCAGUAGAGACAAGCGAGAAUGCCUAAACUGGAAGGACACUUCUUUAUUGUCUCAGAACUCUUUUUAACCAUUAUCAGCUACAUUAUUGAUCGGUUCAAACUCCAGUACCCUCUCCUUGAAUGACUACCUACAUCUCUCAUUCACUAUUAAUGGGACUCUUAAUUGCAGUGAGCCUACACAUGUUCACAUUUGUCCGCCCAGUUACAUGAAAUCUCUCAUCUGCAUUUCCUGAGCCAGAUUGAGCCUGAGACUUUUGAGGCAACUUGUCUGAGACUCUUGUCCUGAAACACUUUAUGUAUUUGGUAAGCAUGAGAGGAUUGUGAAUGCCCUGCUACCCCCUCACUACUUGGAACAGUGGAUUUUUCUUUUUCCUGUCCGUGUGCAUACAGGACUAAUUGCGGGUUGUGAAGAGAAUGCCCAUCAGUCGGUACUUUUUGAUUUAUUUAUAAAUGGAUAAACAGUGUUGUGAGUUUUAGGAUGACAACGUUGCACCAUUAAAAUAGUAACUUUGAUGCAAGUUACAUCAGCUUUAACUUACAAUUGUGAAACAACUUGCCUGAGUUCUGUUUGUUUUGUGCUGUCCAUAAAUGACUGCAACAAGUAGUUGUGCAGGAUUUGAAGAAUAUGACUUUUUCCCUCAGCAAAUGCCAAUUUUUAUUAAUUUCAUCCAUUAAGGAACAUGUUGUGUAGGUAUUGUCUUUUUAUGUAAGAAUAAGUUGAUUGUUAACAAUUGGAGAAAAGAACAUGAUACUGGUUAUUGGAAAAGCUCCUAAAUUUCAGUAAUUGAUGUCAAGGCUAUUCCGAAUUUUUUUUUUUUCCCCCUCUCUCCCUUAAUGACAAAACCCAGGAGCGGGCUUGGUAAGUAUUUUCUAAGCAGUUUUUGUUUUGUUUUUUAUUGUCUAACUGUAUGCUGUCAGUGAUGCUGCAAGUCUCUACAUAUAAUAAAAAUAGAGAUUGCAAAACUGUUGUACUGUGGUGUAUGUUCUUUGUUGUCAAAUAAAUUAAAAAAAACUUUG